UCUUAAAUUGUCCAUAAAAAAAGCAUUCAAUUCCCAUUUCCCACUUGCUUGCGUUUGAUAAUCGUAACUGAUUAUGUUAUCUAAUUAUAAAGAUUAGUAUUAGUCAACGAUUAUAGGUGUAAACUCCAUUUCAUUGCAACUACAUCUACUUGUUCAAUUUUUUUUGAAGGGUUGACUCGGUAGGGACUUGCUAACUUUUUGAUUAAUUAGCACACAAACAAUAAAUCGGGGCGCAUUAACAAGUCUAAGAUCAAAAUAAUCUUCCAUUCAACACACUCAUUUUCUCUUCCAUAAUGAUAAUACUUUAUCCUUGAGUAAUUCAUAUUUUUAUGUUUAAAAUUUUAAGCUACGCACCAUAAAAUUAAUCUCCAAUAGAAGGUCUAUAGUUUUGCGAUUCAAUGAAGAAACUGAAAGAAGUGAUUAACAUAGUGAAAGACAAAGCUUCACAGAGCAAAGCUGCAAUUUUAUCCAAACGCAAAACUCUCUCUCUCCUUCGCGCCACAACCCACGACUCUUUCAACCCUCCAACACACAAACACCUCACCACCCUUCUUUUCACCGGAGACGGUUCACGCGCCACCGCAUCCACCGCCGUUGAGCUUCUCAUGGACCGACUCCAAACAACUCAUAACUCAGCGGUGGCUCUCAAAUGCUUAAUUGCCGUCCACCACAUCAUCAAACACGGCACCUUCAUCCUCCGUGACCAGCUCUCCGUUUACCCUUACACAGGUGGCAGAAACUACCUUAACCUCUCAAACUUCAUAGACAAAACAAGUCCUGUUUCUUGGGAACUAUCUUUUUGGGUUCGGUGGUUCGCACAAUACAUCGAACAUCUUCUAUGCGUUUCUAGAACACUCGGUUUUUUCUUAUGUGAAACGACGCCGUUUCACAAAACGCAACAGGAAAGAGUUUUGGGUUUUACCCAUAGUGAUCUGUUGAAAGAAACUGAAUCUUUAUUGGAUUUGAUGGAAGUGAUUGGAAAAAGACCAACUACUCCAUCUACGAGAGGACAGAAGAAUAAGGUGGUUGUUGAGAUAAUCGAAUUGGUGGAAAAUGAUGGGGUUGUGGCAAUGGGUGAAGUUUUGGUUAGAGUAAAGGAGUUUGGGGAAAGGGAGAGAUUGGGUUGUCUUGGUUUUGGAGAAGUGGUGGAAUUGGUUUAUGUUUUGAAGAGAUUGGAGAUGUGCAAAGGAAGAAUAACGAUGAUGGAUGUGGCGGAGGAAAAGAGAUUUUGGGAUUCAGUGAGAGAAUUGAAGGAAAAAGUUGGGAAGAUGAAGGUGUUCAGGGAAGAAGGUAAGGUUCACAGGACAGUGAGACAAGAGAGAGCAACUGAGUCUGAUCGGUUUGAUGGUAGAGUUGUUAGUUCCAUUCAAUUUCCUUCUUCAAGGUUCUUGUAGUAAUGUGAAAAUAGUACAAUUCAAUUACAUUUUCUCCCUAAUUAAUUCUCUCUUGAAAUUUUAACUAGGAAUUUACAUUGUGUGAGGGAUGAUUUUGGUUCAAACUUGUUGAAAAAUAUGGGAAUUGAUCCUUGUCUAAUUUCUAAUA
This is a messenger RNA of Cicer arietinum (chickpea), 1542 nucleotides long. Its product is annotated as putative clathrin assembly protein At4g40080. Gene Ontology annotation, molecular function: phosphatidylinositol-4,5-bisphosphate binding; clathrin heavy chain binding; SNARE binding. Gene Ontology annotation, cellular component: clathrin-coated vesicle; clathrin-coated pit. Gene Ontology annotation, biological process: vesicle budding from membrane; clathrin-dependent endocytosis; clathrin coat assembly. Lineage: Eukaryota; Viridiplantae; Streptophyta; Magnoliopsida; Fabales; Fabaceae. The record is from RefSeq and is a predicted model, not a curated record.